Molecule: messenger RNA, 4135 nt
Organism: Tilletiaria anomala UBC 951
Lineage: Eukaryota; Fungi; Basidiomycota; Exobasidiomycetes; Georgefischeriales; Tilletiariaceae
Exons: 4
Coding region: 206-3967 (1253 amino acids)
Source: RefSeq, a predicted model, not a curated record
CGUGUUUCUCGCCGUUUGACCGAGUCCUCGUCGCCCUUUGAGCUCUGGAUAGUCUGUGUGCUUCAUCGCCUUGUCAAGAAGCAAGCGCUGGCAGCAAGCUCACGGUCGUCGCCGUAUCAUCGUACUCAUUCACGCAUGCUUUGCUGACCCUCCACGCGGCGCAGGAGGUGCUAUCAGCAUAUACUUGAGCGGACGCACGGUCAAGAUGGACCAGCGGGACCUGGCACCAUUCGGGGUACUCGCUUAUGACCCAGCGCUUCCUACUCGAGCUGCCGGCCGCCCUGCCCGGCGCUAUUCCCGCAUGCCGUCUACACCAAGAGGGAGGGCCCAACAACAUCGGCAAGCCCCACGAGAUGUAGCAGACGUCAAUGGUGAUACCAAGGGUAAUGGAGCCAGAAAUGGUGGCGGUAGUAGGAGUCCAGCCCACACAAGACCCUAUAGCACCGAUAAGGGGAGCAACAAGGUUGAGUACGGUCCUGACCCCGCAGGUAGCAAACGCAUCAUCAAUGCCGGUUCCUUCGUACUUGCGGGCACAACCGGUAUCCAGCCGCGGAUCGCAUACACAAGCGCGCUCACUCUGACGGACCCAUACGGCUUCGUCUACACAUCACCAGCGGCAGUUGCUUUCUCGACUGCGGCGGUGGCGGCUGCACAUCCAUCGCUCAGUGCUGGCAGCCCUUCCGCUGAGGCCUCGUUUUCGGGCUCUAAUGCAGACUCUGACGCAAGCAGCAGUGCAUACCUGCCCUCUGCUUGGCAGCCCCCGCCGCCUCAUUUCGCUGCGUAUCUAGGCAUGUCUGUCUUCGGAAUCAUUGUCCUGAUACUUGCUAUGUCUGUCGUCGGCAUAUGCGUCUAUCGCCAUGGCGUCCGUAACCUCGAGCGCAAAGCAACAGAACUCCAAGCUAGCAUCGAUAGCCUGGACCGGCAGGCUCGCUCUCGGUAUCACGAUGGCUCCGAUGACGAUGCCACAAAGCUCGGUGGCUCCACGUCGUUCGUCUCUGACCGUUCUUCCGCUGACGGGUCGUUGAACUGGCCAAACUCUCGACGCAAUCGAAAAGGCGGCUCGACAACAGGUGGUAGGCUGAAACGCUGGUGGAGCGGCAAUCGCUCCGGACCGAAAUCUCGCAAGGUACAGAGCGCCCCGAGUGUGAUAAUCGAUGGACAUGUGCAACGACUCGUUUCACCCUACGAGACACCUGUGGCGCAGGCACAGGGAGCUUCCCUCUGGUCCCGUCUGCCUGGCAGCGGUAGCGUCAAGACGGGAGGCUUAUUUCGAUACAGAACCAAGGAUUAUGGAGACUUGCCGACUUCCGUCAGCCUUCCGAACACACCUCGCUUUGCGGACUUCAAGGUCGACCUCUACGAGGGUUCUGCCAAUCACGCCACACAAGCGAACGCUGGAGGCCCGAACGCUACAGGCUCGGCUGAAGGAUCGUAUCCUUCGGAAAGACCUCCUGGCGGUGCGCAGCAGGUGUCUGUGUCCUUGCAAUCCGCUGCCCACCCCAGACAAAUCAGCUCGACGUCGCGCGGCGCCACGAAUGGUCAAAUUCACCAAGCAAGCGCUUCACCCCUCUCAGCCGCAGUAUACCUAUACUCUCCGACUGCCUGGCGCAAUGUCGACUCUCCGCUCAUCUCGGCACCCUCUCCUGCCCUAGAUCGUGAAAGCAUGGAGAUCCUCGCGAGCCCAAACAGACAACAUGGGGACUGGCACUCUUCCGCGCCAAAGCACGAUACUCAAACCUCCUGGGCAGCCUCUUCACAAGUCCCACGUGUCAACUCGGACAUCGAUUCUGCUGCUCGGCCAUUUGAUCAAGACAUGCUUGCUCCUGCCGGGCUAACAUGUGACCCGAAGCCGACACGCCCCCCCUUCGUCAGGAGGGACUCAAGCGAGGAGACUCUCGUUGGCAGCUCUUCUUUCCAGUCUGUCUCUCUGCCGACGCCUGUGCAAGGUCUCGGCGUUAGCCUCGAUACAAAUGCGGCUUCGGACUCAAGGCAGCCGGCGGCAAAGCUCAUCAAUACGUUGAAUGAAACGAUUGCCGAUUGGCAAUCUGCAGCAGCUGGGCAAUCUAUCCCUCAGAGACUAGGCAGCUGUGAUAUUCUGGCCGCGAUCAGCCCGAGUAGCUCAGAACAUUCAAUGACAGCCGGCGCCACUACUAUGAACUUCUUGGACACCACCGAAAGCGUACAGGAAGAUGUAUCUGACUUCUCCGAAAAGCCGGUGGGACACUCUAGUAUCACGCCCCAGUCCCGCCCGGAACCUGCGACUCAUGAAGAAGGCAUCAAUUCGAAACCCAGCCGCAUUCCAAGCAUGCACAUGAUCAAGACCCAUGCGCAAGCCAUGACCGUGACGCCAACUCGUGCUCGAAUAAUGCCAGCGCCCUCACGCGAGCGCUACCGGCGCACAAUCGAUGCUAUUGCAGACAUGGAUGGCCUCGAUGCGAUCGAGGAAGCCCUUCGUCUGAUUGCACAGCUGCUCGUGGUGCCUAGCAGGCCAUCUCCCCGCAGAAGGCGCGCUGGGACGCUGCCGACGCAGGAGAGCAGACCUAUUGUGCCCAUCAAGACGCGCCCGCGGCGCGGCACCGAGUCCAGUGCGGAGAAUGCAAUGCUGCACAGUGUGCGUCAGCAAUUGCUGCUGAACGGUCCGCCAGAAGCGAAAGCUCAGCUCGCCAGAUCGAUUACCAAGACAAAAGGACAAGUAAGAUUUUUAUUGGACGUCGAUCAGACUGACAAGCGACACACACUGCGCAAUUCCUCUCAUGGUCAUCAGGACGCUCGCACCUCAAUGCAACAUGAUCAUCUCUUCCGGCCCGUGUCCACAGCAUCGACAGGAAGCGCAUACUCGGUUGCAAGUCGACCAAACUCACUCGCACCGAGGAUCCCUACUCGUUCAUGGGUUUCUUCCACUGUGCCAUACGAUGCGGCCUCUGCGUUGCACGAAUUCUUCGGCAUGGAGAUCAACCCGUCGCCAUCAUCGAUGGCAGCGAGCAACGACGACCAUGAGGAAGUGAUGUCUAUGGCGAGCGGGUCCGAUGGAAUGCGCUUCGAAGCUGUCACGCUGCAUCCAGAGCAGCAAGGGGCGAACGGCAGCAGGAAGGCGCCCAGCAAUGUCCGAGGCCUGGGCUAUCACCUGCCGCAGCGCAUGUCUCACAGAGUGGCGCAUGGUACGGCGCAGUACGAUGCCGCACACGCGCGCCACUCUUCGCCGGGUACGCCUUGUCGCACGUCCACGUCCAGCUCGACCAAGAGGCGCUUCCGGGCUGGUGCUAAGAUAAGCUCCGGGUUGGGGCUGUUCCUCGAUGACACUACAGGGUCCGAUGAGGAUAUGUCUGAGCUUCCGCGCAUGCUCUGGCGCCCCAGCCUUGCCUCUGGUUUGGCGACAAGCGCCUCGGGCAUUGUCCACCACCAUCCCGGGCCAUCCUUGUCGAAAUCCGAGUCGAACCCGCGCGGGCGCAGUCUGAUCUCCAAUGAGGCAGACAUCGACGCCUGGUCGUUCUUUGCAACACGAGAGGUACUGGAACGAGGUCCUUCCAGCUCGAGCAGAAAUACGCUGCAGUCGCCUUCAUCAUCAUCGUCGCGACGUUCCCUCCAAGGCCGGACGAGAUCACCGUCAUCCGAUCCCGGCCUUCGCCCCCGGUUGCUGGGCCGAAGUUCAUCACCACCGCCGUCACCACGGACGGUCGAGAUCGACGCACCUUCUUCGCCGCUGUACUUACACCCGAACGAGAGCAUAGAAGCGCUGUCGAAUUCGGCGUCGACGAACAGUGCUCCUUCGUCUCCGGCAGAAUACGAACCUGCGAUGAUCAUACGCCUGCCUAACAGCCACAACAGCAUCAGUGCGAGUAGCGAGAAACCACAACGGAAAUUGGCGAAGCGAGCGCUGCACAGGCAAUACAGCGAGUACAUGUCGCCGACCAUGCAGGUUUUCCGCUUCUAUAUCGACCCUCACCGCCAGAGUGUGGUCGGCGAGUAGCCUGCAGAAUUUUCCUCUUAAAACACAGGCCGUGAUCUUCCAAUAUCCGACGCGGCGAAGCAGGCUUUCGCACGCUCUUAACAAACUGUUUCUUUCGUCUCCAUUCGAGCCCCUGUACUUCCGCGAUUGCGUUCAUCAUCGAUACCCCUGGCCUCCUCAACCGGGCCA